CUAAAUACAUAAUCCGAACAUGAAGAUGCCUGGACUCGCACAAAAGUAUGAUUAGUCAAGAUAUGCAUAAAGCUGAAUGGCAAAUUAGAAAAAGAAAAAGAAAUAAUAAUAAUAAUAAUAAUUAGUAUUCACAUUUGAAUUAAAACGACAACGUUCCCAUCCUUUCUCCAAACUUAAUCAAGAUUCAAGUCCUUAGUGUCAAGGCAGAAUCUAGAAACAGAAAGAAACCUUCUAAUUGGGGUUCUGCAAGGGUUUAACUUUAACUGCACACGCAAAAAAAAAAAAAAAAAAGACAGCAACUCCAUAACUAAAUCAUCAAAUUCUCAAUUCCCACCAUGAAAAGAGCUUCAAUUUCAUUUCUUUCUCACCUUACUCGCCAGAAACCCAAAAUAACACUAACUCCUCUCCUCCCAAGAACUUACAUUUCUGGCACCACUCUUCAUCCGCCCACUGAUCAUCUCAAAUCCUGCACCAAAACCAAUGGUCUAAUCCUAAAAUAUCGCCAAUUCCAAGCAAACCCGUCUGAAGAUAUUGAAAAGAAUCUUCAAAUAUCAUCUAGGCAAAGAAAAAUCAAGGAAAAAUCUCAACUAGAAGAGGCUUUUGAGUCUGCAGAUACAGCUGAUGAGAUGCUUCAAGCUUUUAAAGAAAUGGAAACUUCUUUUAAUGAGAAAGAGCUAGGUCUAGCUUCAUUGAAACUUGGGUUAAAACUUGACCAAGAAGGUGAGGACCCUGAAAAGGCUUUAUCUUUUGCUACUAGAGCUUUGAAUGUUCUUGAUAAUAAUGAUAAUAGUAAACCUUCAUUACUUGUUGCUAUGGCUCUGCAAUUAAUGGGUUCUGUCAAUUAUAGUUUGAAAAGGUUUAAUGAUUCUUUAGGGUAUUUAAGUAGGGCUAAUAGGGUACUGGGUAGGCUUGAGGAGGAGGGAAUUAGUAAUAUAGAGGAUAUUAAGCCAGUGCUACAUGCGGUGCAGCUUGAGUUAGCGAAUGUUAAGACGGCAAUGGGGAGGAGAGAAGAGGCUUUGGAGAAUCUUAGGAAGUGUCUACAGAUCAAGGAGAUGACUUUGGAAAAAGAUAGCAAGGAAUUGGGUGUGGCGAAUAGAGAAUUGGCAGAGGCUUAUGUUGCAGUUUUGAAUUUUAAAGAGGCGCUACCAUUUGGUUUGAAGGCCUUGGAGAUCCAUAGGAGUGGGCUGGGGAAUAAUUCCGUGGAGGUUGCACGUGAUAGGAAGCUUCUUGGGGUCAUUUAUAGCGGGUUGGAGGAGCAUGAGAAGGCACUGGAGCAAAAUGAGUUAUCACAGCAGGUUUUGAAGAAGUGGGGUCUUAGUUCAGACUUGCUUCACGCAGAGAUUGAUGCUGCAAAUAUGCAGAUAGCUUUGGGCAGGUAUGAUGAGGCUAUUGAUACUUUGAAGGGUGUUGUUCAGCAGACAGAUAAAGACAGCGAGACUCGAGCAUUGGUGUUUAUCUCUAUGGCAAAAGCUCUGUGUAAUCAAGAGAAGUUUGCCGACACAAAGAGGUGUUUGGAGAUUGCUUGUGGAAUCCUUGAUAAGAAAGAGGCAGUUUCUCCAGUUGAAGUUGCUGAGGCAUACUCAGAGAUAGCAAUGCAGUAUGAAACUAUGAAUGAGUUUGAGACUGCAAUUUCUUUGUUAAAGAGAACACUUUCUUUGCUUGAGAAGCUCCCACAAGAGCAGCACUCGGAGGGAAGUGUUUCUGCUAGAAUUGGAUGGUUACUUUUGUUAACAGGUAAGGUGCCUCAGGCAAUUCCUUAUUUAGAGAGUGCUGCUGAAAGGUUGAAAGAAAGCUUUGGCUCUAAGCAUUUUGGAGUGGGUUAUAUUUACAACAAUUUGGGGGCUGCAUAUUUGGAAUUGGAUAGACCACAGUCAGCUGCACAGAUGUUUGCAGUUGCAAAAGACAUUAUGGAUGUAGCCCUUGGUCCUCAUCAUGCAGAUUCAAUUGAGGCAUGUCAGAAUCUCUCCAAAGCAUAUGGUGCCAUGGGAAGCUAUGCCCUUGCAAUUGAAUUUCAGAAGCGGGUGAUUGAUGCAUGGGAAAGCCAUGGACCUACUGUGCAAGAUGAACUCAUAGAAGCCCAGCGACUAUUUGAACAAUUAAAGGCAAAAGCCCGUGGCGCAUCCACAAACCAGCUUGCUACAAAGGCUUUGCCCUUGCCUCAUAGUAGUCCCUCUGGCAGAACUCUACUAUAAUCCCUCUUAAACCAAAGCAAACAAACAUGAUAUAGUCCGAUCACAUCUAGCAUAUUGCUCCAUUUCUUGUAAGUGGAGAGGAUUUCAUUUUGUCUGGGGUUUCCUGUUCUCCCUCUCCCUCUCCCCCCUCUUCUCUCUCAUAAUUUUUUCAUACGUACACAAGUAGCUAGUCAUUCAACCCAUAUAAGAACUAUUUUGAAAUCAAAAUCAAUGAUGUUAGCAGUGGUUAUUGAGUAUUGAAUAGGUCACAAAAGCAUGGUUGAAAUCAAUUUUUUAUUUAUUUUUUCAAGUGAUAGGUUUUUCCUUCAUAGGCACUUGUCCAAUAGAGUUGCUUGAGAAUAAAUCCAAUAUUCAGGGGAAGUGUAUUUUGUGAGGAGGCUAAAAUAUAUUUCUUCAAUAGUUUUCUUUCCUACAAGCACUUGCAUCAAAUAAUGUAAUAGUUCUAAGGUAUAAAUAUUGGUACAAAUUGGCUAUGAUCUUCUUUUUCUCAAGGCUAGUGAAUUCUUGGAAUUUUACAAAACCAUGCGAGGAAGAUCAUGAGCAAUUAUAGCAACUACACUCAUUUUUGGUGCCCAUCUAGAGUUUUGCAUUGCUUUUAGGCAUAUGCCAGAGUCGAUUUAUUCUCCUAUACCAUAUAUAUACCUCCAUAAACAAAAGGCACCUACUUUUCAUUUAUGCUUGAAGGGGUCACUGAAUUUGAGGAAAAGUCCUGUAAUGUAUGUACUGCAUGUCACUGUAAUCUUCACUUUGUGUAGUAUCAUUACUUGGUAUAGUGAUUGACAGGCAGAUAUAUCACCUUCAGCUAAUUGCAGGAGAGGGAAUUAUAUUGUGUUGCAUGAUGCUUUCUUAACUUUGAAUGUCACCUGCAAUACCUUGAUGAUGUUCAAGCUGACAAGACAGUUUCUCAUGAUGUUUUAGUCCAUAACUCAUGGAUGAUUGGAUGUUACUGUUGUUUCCACUUCCGAAAUUCUCAAUUGAAAUAUGAGGAAACAAAUUUAUUUA
Messenger RNA from Ricinus communis (castor bean), 3194 nucleotides. RefSeq names its product protein KINESIN LIGHT CHAIN-RELATED 2. Gene Ontology annotation, molecular function: protein binding. Bases 336 to 2192 code for a protein of 618 amino acids. The record is from RefSeq and is a predicted model, not a curated record. NCBI's taxonomy places the organism in Eukaryota, Viridiplantae, Streptophyta, Magnoliopsida, Malpighiales, Euphorbiaceae. The transcript has 2 exons.